UAAUGUAAGGGGGGAUGCUGUCUGCUAUUUCCACUUUUCCAUCAAUAAAAGCUAGCCGAUUCAAAUUACUGAAUUAAAAAGACAAAAGGAAAUAAUAUUCUCAAGGGGGCAUUAGUCCAGAAUACAAUUAACAUGGCAUCGAAAUGUCCUAAAUGCGACAAGACAGUUUAUUUUGCGGAGAAGGUGACAUCUCUGGGGAAAGACUGGCAUAAGUUCUGUCUGAAAUGUGAGCGUUGUAACAAGACCCUGAACCCAGGGGGCCAUGCUGAGCAUGAUGGAACUCCGUACUGCCACAAGCCAUGCUAUGCUGCCCUCUUUGGACCAAAAGGUGUGAAUAUCGGAGGUGCUGGCUCUUAUGUCUACGAGGCGCCUGUCAAUGAUACCCCUGCCAGCGUUUCCACGGAAACAGAGGCCAAACCUGAGGAGAAGAAAUCUCAUGCCAGAGGCCCAGUGAAGGCCGCAAGCUUCUCAACUUUCUCUGGAGAACCCAGUAAAUGCCCAAGGUGCAGCAAGACAGUGUAUUUCGCUGAGAAGGUGACGUCCCUGGGGAAGGACUGGCAUCGACCCUGUCUGCGCUGUGAGAGGUGCAGCAAGACCCUGGCCCCAGGCAGUCACGCAGAGCAUGAUGGGCAGGCCUACUGCCACAAACCGUGCUACGCCACCCUGUUUGGGCCCAAAGGGGUGAACACUGGAGGUGUAGGAAGCUACAUCUACCAUGAACCCAGCACUGAGGCAGAGACUGAGGCCCAGCCUUGAGAUUACCCAU
Molecule: messenger RNA, 766 nt
Organism: Oncorhynchus masou masou (cherry salmon)
Lineage: Eukaryota; Metazoa; Chordata; Actinopteri; Salmoniformes; Salmonidae
Product: cysteine-rich protein 2-like
Exons: 8
Coding region: 133-756 (207 amino acids)
Source: RefSeq, a predicted model, not a curated record